GCCGCUCCACCAAGCCACAACGCAUAUAAAAAGCCCCCCACCCCCAACUCAUCCAGACAAGUAUAUCCAUCAUUCACCGUCUUCUUCCCCUUCCUCUCCAACACGAAACCACAAAUUCCUCUCUUUCUCUCUCUUCAAAAAACCUCAAUUUCAGAAAAUCCCCAAUCCAAAACCCUAAUUUUCUCACAUUCGCAUUUAUUUUCCCCUAACUUACUCGAUUGAAUUCCGAAUCGGAUCCGUAAUCGUUGUUUUUAUAUAUAAUUGUUGAUUCUGAUUCAAAUUCUGGGUUCAAUUUGAGACUCAGAGGAUUUCUCUGAGAUCGAAAAAGAAUCGGAAAGUAUAAUUUAAGAUGUCUGCAAUUUUGUGUGGAAAGAGAUCUUUCUUUGAAGAAUUACCAGCAAACUCUAACUCACCUGUUGCUAAAAGGCUUCGUUGUUCUUCUUCUUCUCCUGUUAGAUUUUCGCCGUUUUCGCCUCCUUCGCCGCCACCUUCUAGAAACUCUCUUCUUGAUAAGCUCAGGGAAGCUUUCCCUCGUAUGGACCAUCAGCUUUUAGAGAAAACCCUAGAAGAAUAUGGUGAUGACAUAGAUGCAGCAAUUAAGAGACUGCAUGAGUUAUGUUUAGGAUCUUCGGAGGAAAUUUCGGUUUCUGUGGAUCAUUUUGCUGCACCUGCCCAGCAAGGUGGUUUGUCUGCUGAGGAACAAGCAGUUCCAGUUCCUAUUGAAGAUACUUCUUCCCGUAACACCCUUCCAAGAGAUGGUGCUCAGUGGGUGGAAUUGUUGGUUAGUGAGAUGGGCGGUGCGAGUACCAUAGAUGAGGCACGCAACUGUGCUACUAAGGUGUUGGAAGUUCUGGAGAAAUCGAUAAGGGACCAGGCAAGUGCUGAAGCUGCAGGGAAUUAUCAGAAGGAGAACAUCAUGUUGAAGCAGCAAAUUCAGGCGCUUCUGAAUGAUAAUAGUAUCCUUAAACGUGGUAUUCAAAUUCAGCAUGAGCGUCAAAAGGAGUAUGAUGACAAGAACCAAGAAGUGCAGCAACUCAAGCAGCUACUUUCUCAGUAUCAGGAGCAGUUGAGCAGACUCGAGGUGACUAAUUAUACGCUGACUAUGCAUCUCAAGCAAGCGCAACACAACAGUUCGUUUUCUGGACAUUUUAACCGAGAUGUAUUUUAGUUGAAGAUGUAAUAUAUGUAUCUGGAAUAGGUCAAGUGGUCAACCAAAUUACCUAUACUUGUGCCUUGUUUAGAAAUGUAGAAGCCUUUGGCCAAAUUUCUAGAGGGUAAUUUAUGAAACUCUUUACCCUGGCUUAUCUAAAUUCUGAUCAAGUUUUAAAGUGUUGCUGUGUUUUACUUUUAUGAAAUUGAUGUGCCGUGAAUUUUUGUUUCUUCAA
Messenger RNA from Beta vulgaris subsp. vulgaris (sugar beet), 1385 nucleotides. RefSeq lists its product as hypothetical. Gene Ontology annotation, molecular function: ubiquitin binding. The coding region runs from base 350 to 1168 and encodes 272 amino acids. Lineage: Eukaryota; Viridiplantae; Streptophyta; Magnoliopsida; Caryophyllales; Amaranthaceae. The transcript has 5 exons. The record is from RefSeq and is a predicted model, not a curated record.